Alligator mississippiensis (American alligator) is the source of this 2356-nucleotide messenger RNA. It is a transcript of the gene BRD7, whose product is annotated as bromodomain containing 7. Gene Ontology annotation, cellular component: nucleus. NCBI's taxonomy places the organism in Eukaryota, Metazoa, Chordata, Crocodylia, Alligatoridae. The transcript has 18 exons. Gene Ontology annotation, biological process: regulation of transcription by RNA polymerase II. The coding region runs from base 169 to 2208 and encodes 679 amino acids. The record is from RefSeq and is a predicted model, not a curated record.
GGGCGGUGCGCUGGGCCCCGGGGCCGCCAGGGGGCGCCGCUCGCCGCCUCGCCCGCGCGCUGCGCCGCCGCCGCUGCCCUCUUGGCGCGGGCGCGCUCGGCUCCUCCGCUGCUCGUGACCCCGGGGCGCAGGGGGGCCCGCGUCGCAGCAGCCGCCGCCACCGCCGCCAUGGGCAAGAAGCACAAGCGGCACAAGGCCGACAAGCGCCCUUAUGAAGAGUACGUGGAGAAGCCCCUGAAGCUGGUGCUGAAGGUGGGAGGCAGCGAAGUGACGGAGCUGUCCACGGGGAGCUCGGGGCACGACUCGAGCCUCUACGACGACAAGGCCGAGCACGAGAAGCACAAGAAGAGGAAGAAGAGGAAGAAGGGAGAGAAGCAGCCGCCCGGGGAGGAGAAGGAAAAGAGAAAGAGGAGAGGAAAGGAGGAUAAAAAGAAACGAGAUCGGGAACACCUGGAGAGUGAGGGAGAAAGAGAACUGAGAUGUCAGACUCCUGUGAGACUGGAAUUGCCACCAGAAAAACCACUGGCAAGUACUUUAGCAAAACAAGAAGAAGUAGAACAAACACCACUUCAAGAAGCUUUGAAUCAACUCAUAAGACAGCUGCAGAGAAAAGAUCCAAGUUCAUUCUUUUCAUUUCCUGUAACUGACUUCAUUGCUCCUGGCUACUCCAUGAUCAUUAAACAUCCAAUGGAUUUUAGUACCAUGAAAGAAAAGAUCAAGAACAAUGGUUACCAAUCCAUUGAAGAAUUAAAGGACAACUUCAAACUGAUGUGUACUAAUGCCAUGAUCUACAAUAAACCAGACACCAUUUAUUACAAAGCGGCAAAGAAAUUACUGCACUCAGGGAUGAAAAUUCUUAGCCAGGAGAGAAUUCAGAGUUUGAAACAGAGCAUAGAAUUCAUGGCUGACCUGCAGAAGACCAGGAAACAAAAAGAUAAGACAGAAUUGCAGCCAAAUGGUGAAAACGAUCAUGUCCUUGCAAAAGACAAAGAAGAAUCUAUGGAAACUGAUGUAAAAACCUUUAAAACUCCCAACAAGGAACAAAAAAGCUCCGAACUUGUUUUGGAUUGCCAGACUACCUCCAGUCCUCAAAUUCUGUGCAGACUGCCAUGCAUCUUUAUCAACCAACUUUCAAGGAAAGACAAAGAUCUACUUGAGGAAAAAUUAAGAAACAAUAAUUUGGAGAGGGAACAGGAACAGAUUGAUCGUAUUGUUAGAGAAUCAGGAGGAAAGUUAACAAGACGACUUGCAAACAGUCAGUGUGAGUUUGAAAGAAGAAAACCAGAUGGUACAACAACCCUGGGACUUCUUAAUCCAGUUGACCCUAAUGCAGGAGAACCAGGUUACUGCACUGUAAAGCUGGGUAUGACAGCUGGAAGACUUCAGUCAGGAGUUAAUACUUUACAAGGAUUCAAAGAAGACAAAAGGAACAAAGUUACUCCAGUGGCAUACUUGAAUUAUGGACCCUACAGUUCAUAUGCUCCAACCUAUGACUCCACAUUUGCAAAUAUCAGCAAAGAAGAUUCUGAUUUAAUCUACUCAACAUAUGGGGAAGAUUCUAAUCAAGUAUAUUCCACUAUUCAUGAGUUUAUGACCAAGUCUCAGGACUACCCGUUUGUAAUGGCUGAUAGUUUGCUGGAUGUAUUGACCAAAGGAGGACAUUCUAGAUCUCUGAGAGAGCUAGAAAAGCCAGUGGAUGAAGUUGAAAGCCAGCAUGAAAGAAGCGAUUCUAUAAAGGAUGUGGAGAUAAUGGAAACAGAAGCUGCUAGCAGGAUGGACUCUGCUAAUGACAGACUUACCACACUGAAAGAUGUAACAAAUUUUGGAAUGCCUGUAGAAGAAUUUGACUCUGAAGAAGCUGAACUCUUCCAGAGGAAACUUGAUGAAACAACGAAGUUACUCAGAGAGCUCCAGGAUGCUCAGAAUGAACGACUAAGUACAAAACCGCCUCCUAAUAUGAUUUGUCUUUUGGGUCCAUCUUACAAAGAGAUGCACCUUGCCGAAAGAGUAACAAAUAACCUAAAAGAACUUGCACAACAAGUGACUCCUGGUGAUAUUGUAAGCACAUACGGCAUUAGGAAAGCAAUGGGAAUUUCCAUUCCUUCACUUGACACAGAAGACAACUGUGUAAAUCUAACAGAUGGUUUUCAGGAACCAAAAAAGACUGUUCCUGUUACUGGGAAUGAAUGUGAUCCAGUUGCAGUUUGAAACUUCAGUUUUAUGUCUUUAUAUUUUUAUUUGGUUCUAUUUAAGAACUAAAACUUCAGGGUGGAUUUACUGAACAUUUGUACAAUGUGCAUUAAUGGAAAUGUUUUGUCUUAAACUUUUAAACUCAUUAAACUAUAUCAGAAGUUCA